This is a messenger RNA of Dipodomys spectabilis (banner-tailed kangaroo rat), 2117 nucleotides long. It is a transcript of the gene Hsf4, whose product is annotated as heat shock transcription factor 4. The transcript has 13 exons. The record is from RefSeq and is a predicted model, not a curated record. Gene Ontology annotation, molecular function: DNA-binding transcription factor activity; sequence-specific DNA binding. Gene Ontology annotation, biological process: regulation of DNA-templated transcription. Bases 473 to 1951 code for a protein of 492 amino acids. Lineage: Eukaryota; Metazoa; Chordata; Mammalia; Rodentia; Heteromyidae.
UCCCGGUCUUGAUGCGGCUGCGGGGUCGGGGCGGAGGAUUCCAAAGGCGCGCGCGAAUGGCUACGCCUCUGCGUUCGGCGGGUAGGGCCAAGCUUCCCCACCACCCUUCCCAACUACCCUCACCCAGGCUUCGCUAUGCUCACAGCCCCCACCUCCAGGACUCUUCCAGCCCACGCUCAGACGAUUGCUCUCAAAGAAAAGCACAAAGACUGAGAAGAGUUGAGACUCGAACCCAGGUCUCCCUCCCCUACCCCUUUACACUACCCUGCGAUCCUGCCAGCUCUUUCUGUUUGCUGGUGCCUCCGCGGCUGUCCGAGCCCCGCCCCGAAAGUUCGCACGUGGCCCCCGCCUGACCCGGCGCCUGGGGGCGGAGUAGGGCAGGGCGGGGCGGUCGGCAAACGCAGCACUUUCGCGGCUUUGACGAUCCCGCAACGGCCGGACUGGAGCGCUGAGGGGGCCCCGAGACUGCGCGAUGCAGGAAGCGCCCGCGGCGCUGCCCACGGAGCCAGGCCCCAGCCCCGUGCCUGCCUUCCUCGGCAAGCUAUGGGCGCUGGUGGGAGACCCAGGCACCGACCACCUGAUCCGCUGGAGCCCGAGCGGAACCAGCUUCCUCGUGAGCGAUCAGAGCCGCUUCGCCAAAGAAGUGCUACCCCAGUAUUUCAAGCACAGCAACAUGGCCAGUUUUGUGCGCCAACUCAACAUGUAUGGUUUUCGGAAGGUCGUGAGCAUCGAGCAGGGUGGCCUACUCAGGCCAGAGCGUGAUCACGUAGAGUUCCAGCACCCGAGCUUCGUGCGUGGCCGUGAGCAGCUCCUGGAGCGCGUGCGCCGCAAGGUUCCUGCUUUGCGGGGUGAAGACAGUCGCUGGCGCCCUGAAGACUUCGGCAGGCUGCUAAGCGAGGUGCAGGCUUUUCGAGGAGCGCAGGAGAGCACCGAGGCGCGGCUGCGGGAGCUCAGGCAGCAAAAUGAGAUCUUGUGGCGAGAGGUAGUGACACUGCGACAGAUCCAUGGACAGCAGCAACGGGUUAUUGGCAAGUUGAUCCAGUGCCUCUUUGGGCCACUCCAGGCAGGCCCCAGUAGUGCUGGAACCAAGAGGAAGCUGUCCCUGAUGUUGGAUGAAGGGAGCUCAUGUCCAGCACCUGCCAAAUUCAGUGCCUGCCCCCUACCUGGUACCCUCCUGCAGGAUCCUUACUUUACUCAGUCGCCCCUCCCAGAGACUACCUUGGGCCUUAGCCCUCACAGGGCCAGAGGGCCCAUCAUCUCUGACAUCCCAGAAGACUCUCCAUCCCCUGAAGGGCCCAGGCUUUCUCCCUCCUCCAGUGGUGGCAGGAGGGAGAAGGGCCUGGCACUGCUCAAAGAAGAGCCGGCCAGUCCAGGGGGGGAUGGCGAGGCCGGGCUGGCCCUAGCCCCAAACGAGUGUGACUUCUGCGUGACAGCCCCCCCACAAUUGCCUGUGGCUGUGGUGCAGGCCAUCCUGGAAGGGAAAGGGAGCUUCAGCCCUGAGGGGCCCAGGAGUGCCCAACAGCCUGAACCAAAGGACCCCAGGGACGUAACUGACAGGGGAGUUCUGGGCCUAGAGCAGGGAAAUCGGAGCCCAGAGAAUCUGCUUCCUCCAAUGCUGCUUCGGCCUGCCCCGGAAAGCGUGGAGCCUGUAGUACCCCUGGAUGUGUUGGGCCCCAGCCUCCAAGGACGAGAAUGGACCCUGAUGGACUUGGACAUGGAACUCGCCCUGAUGCAGCCCUUGGUUCCAGAGAGGGGUGAGGCUGAGCUGGCAGACAAGGGGUUGAAUUCUCCAGGUGCAGGAAAGGAUUCUACUCUGGGAGCCCCACUCCUGCUGGAUGUCCAGAUGGAUUUGGGAGGUGCAGCCCUCUCUGUGCCAGGGGCUUUAGCCAUUUAUAAUGCUCCUGAGAGCCGGGCCUCCUACCUGGGGCCAGGGACCAGUCCAUCCCCCUGAAAUCUGUACACCUCUAAAAUGGCCUGGCUGAGGAACCAGCCUGCAACAACACACCCGUUUAGGCUUACUGGCGCCCCCUGCAGGGGUGACCAAUUCCCUACUGAUUGGCCACCUCUCUCUCCACCCCCAGCAACCCCCUCACAUAAACUGCAUUUUUUUUUCUGUU